This is a messenger RNA of Hibiscus syriacus, 421 nucleotides long. Its product is annotated as protein CHROMATIN REMODELING 19-like. Gene Ontology annotation, molecular function: ATP-dependent activity, acting on DNA; DNA binding; chromatin binding. Gene Ontology annotation, cellular component: nucleus. The coding region runs from base 73 to 417 and encodes 114 amino acids. The record is from RefSeq and is a predicted model, not a curated record. The transcript has 2 exons. NCBI's taxonomy places the organism in Eukaryota, Viridiplantae, Streptophyta, Magnoliopsida, Malvales, Malvaceae.
UGCUUGUUGUCCACAAGAGCUGGAGGUCAGGGUUUGAACUUAACAGGAGCUGAUGCCGUAGUUAUUCAUGACAUGGAUUUUAAUCCACAGAUAGACCGACAGGCUGAAGAUCGCUGCCAUCGAAUUGGCCAAACAAGGCCAGUUACUAUAUACAGGUUGGUUACAAAAGGUACAGUUGACGAGAACGUUUAUGAGAUUGCAAAAAGGAAGUUGAUUCUCGAUGUUGCGGUUCUAGAGUCCAGAAUGGAUGUAGGCGAAGAAGAUGACACAUCCCAGAAAACGAUGGGACAGAUUCUAUCAUCCCUACUUAUGAGCUAUAACAAAGACUAUGUCAUGAACUUUUGGGUUUUUAUACUUGUGCUGAUUCUUUAUAUAUGUUACACCCAUUGUUGUAUCAGUUAUCUUGAUCUAUUUUAGCUAC